UGUGCCAAAAAAAAGCUAAAAAACAAAAAGCAUCGGUGCUGAAGAAAUUGAUAGAGAGAGAAAUGGCGGACAAGCCAAGCAGAGGAUUAGUGUUAUACGGCGACGGAUUAGCGCAGUUCAUCGACGAAUCACAUACCCAUAUCCACUCUCUCGCUUCCAAAGCUUCCUGUGGCUUCUUGAGCCUCCCCAAUGCCCCUCCUUCAGAAAGUGAGGAUGAAAGGAUGGUAAGAGAGUUUGCAUUACUGGUGGAUGCAGACAAUGCAUACCAAGAUAUGAGUACUGAGAAGAGUGUCUUGUCACCAACAAUAUCGCAAAGGUUCAUGGGGAUGAAAGCUGCUGUUAUUACAAGCAAUCAUUCUUUGCAAUCGUUUGGAAGCAAGCAUGGCUUCACCGUGUUGCCAUUCGAAUAUUUCAGCGGAAAUGAUAAGUUAUCUUCUGAAUCAUCCUUCAAGGAUCUCACCUCUGAGCUACUGAAGUUGCUUGGAUUUCAAGAAGGGAAGACAGUAGAAGCGAGUCAAUUUGAUUUAGUAAUUUUUCACAUCACGGCUAAUGAAUUCAUAAAUGACAGUAGCUCUGAAGCUGUAAAAUGUGGCACGCGUUAUCUGAAUUCUAUGGUCGAAGAGAUAAUGUCCAUAGCAAAACCUGGAUCAGAAAUUGGUUCUCGCCUGCAUUUGUCUCUUGUUAUGAGCUAUGGGAAUAUCUCGAAAAUUGAUAGUACCAAUUUGUCAGUUCUGGUUCCUGUAGAUGAAAUGAACUCGGAUCUUUCCAUGCUUGUCCCUCGUCAGAGCUAUGCAAUGAGAGGUGUAAAGCCACGAGAUUCUGUUCGGCACCAUUGUCCGAUGUUAAUUGCUCAAUGGCAGUAUGCUGUGACGCGCAAGGAUACUGCAGAUACAUUUUCUUUUCAAGAAUUCAAAGAGCAUGGAGGAAAUCUCGUAAUACCGGUUGACAGAUUUAUCCAUGAAGUUGCAUUUAAGCUCUGGAAGGCCGCCAAGUAUGGAGCAUGAUUUCCGUCUCCUUAACGUCUAGCGGCAAAGGGCAACAUUUGCAGUUCGACCUUUUGACAUAACCAGUGAAGACUGAAGAUCAACUUUAACAGGGCAAGGGAUCUCGCCUAACUUUUAUAAGUUUUUCGAACUGUCUUUACUGUUCAUCUCUGUUCUCGGCAAUAUCUAGACUGUAGCAUUGUGCAUGUACUCAAAAAUAGCGUGAUCCAAUAAAACCAAGGAAUGCUACUGUUGCCCUAAUGCAGUUGCUUCAAGAUUUUGUAACAGGAUGAUCAUCAACAUUUGAGAUUCUUCUCUUUUGGUGGUAUCUGGAUAUUAAUAAAAUCCCAAUAAAAUGUUCCAAUUAUAACA
This is a messenger RNA of Mercurialis annua (annual mercury), 1355 nucleotides long. RefSeq lists its product as uncharacterized. Lineage: Eukaryota; Viridiplantae; Streptophyta; Magnoliopsida; Malpighiales; Euphorbiaceae. The transcript is spliced from 6 exons. The coding region runs from base 63 to 1004 and encodes 313 amino acids. The record is from RefSeq and is a predicted model, not a curated record.